CAAUGUCUUCAGCGGUUGUUCAAAUAUAUGCAGCAGAUCGUAAUGCCAUGUGGUCAAAGAGAUGCUGUGGUAUAGCUUGCCUUGUAAAAGACAAUCCACAAAGGUCUUAUUUUAUCAGAAUAUAUGACAUCAAGGAUGGGAAACUAUUGUGGGAGCAGGAACUGUACAAUAACUUUGUAUAUAACAGCCCUAGAGGGUUUUUUCAUACCUUUGCUGGAGAUACGUGUCAGGUUGGCCUUAAUUUUGCUAACGAAGAAGAAGCUAAGACAUUCCGAAAAACAGUAACAGAUUUGCUUGGACGACGGCAAAGAAAAUCUGAAAAGAGACGGGACCCACCAAAUGGUCCAAAUCUACCAAUGGCAACUGUUGAUAUAAAAAAUCCUGAAAUUACAACUGGCAGAUUUCAUAAUUCACAAGUCAACAAUAUUUCACAUACCAAAGAAAAGAAGAAAGGAAAACCUAAAAAGAAGAGAUUGACAAAAGCAGAUAUUGGAACUCCAAGCAACUUCCAACACAUUGGACAUGUUGGUUGGGAUCCAAACACAGGCUUUGAUGUAAACAACUUGGACCCAGAACUGAAAAAACUAUUUGAUCUGUGUGGAAUUUCAGAGGCUCAACUAAAGGACAAAGAAACUUCAAAGGUCAUAUAUGAUUUCAUUGAAAAAACAGGAGGAGUAGAAGCUGUUAAAAAUGAGCUGCGGAGACAAGCACCACCUCCACCACCACCUCCAUCCAGGGGAGGACCACCUCCACCACCGCCUCCACAUAGCUCAGGUCCGCCUCCUCCUCCUGCCAGGGGAAGAGGGGCUCCACCUCCACCUCCUUCAAGAGCUCCCACAGCAGCACCGCCACCCCCACCUCCAUCUAGACCAGGUGCAGCAAUGCCCCCACCUCCUCCAAACAGGAUGUAUCCUCCUCCACCUCCAGUGCAUUCAUCAUCUGCACCAUCUGGCCCUCCUCCUCCGCCACCACCUCCAGCAAGUGGGUCAUAUGUACCUCCACCACCUCCUCCACCACCACCCCCUCCGGGUCCUCCUCCACCACCAGGCCUCGCUUCAGAGGCCGAUCAUCAACUUCCAGUUCCUGCAGGAAACAAAGCAGCACUCUUAGAUCAAAUAAGAGAAGGUGCCCAAUUAAAGAAAGUAGAACAGAACAGUCGACCAGUGUCCUGCUCAGGAAGAGAUGCACUGUUAGACCAGAUACGACAGGGCAUACAGCUGAAGUCUGUAUCUGAUGGCCAAGAGACUGCGCCACCCACUCCGGCACCCACCUCAGGAAUUGUGGGUGCAUUAAUGGAAGUUAUGCAGAAAAGGAGCAAAGCCAUUCAUUCUUCUGAUGAAGAUGAGGAGGAAGAUGAUGAAGAAGACUUUGAGGAUGAUGACGAAUGGGAUGAUUGAUCAUAUAUUAUAUAUUAUAUAUAUAUUUUUUAAGGUGAUUGAAAUACUAAACACUACUUUCUGUCUAUGGAUUCUGUAAAAUUAUCAUGUAAAUGUUCUACCAAUUUGCUGUAUAUUUUUGUUGCCUUUUGCUUUUUUAUUAAUCUGUGCAAUACCUCAUUUAAUCUGUAAAGGUUUGUCAAAAUCCUCUACAAAGCUACUCCCUAUUAAUGUGUGCAAGUUUACAUCUGGAUGAUCAUAUACAUGUGAAUAUUUUUCCAUUCCAUCAAAAAGGGAGUUUAAAUGUAAUAAGUGAGACUGACAAAAACCUUAAUGUAAUUUAGUUAUAAUGCAAGAAGGAAGACACUAUUUUCAUACCCUACUUUUUUCUGUAUCUAAAUUUUUCUUAUUAAAAACUAGUGUAGCACUACAUUCUUUAAAUGAUGCAGCUCUUAGUUUAUUUAGCCCCUACAUUUCAAAUACUCUAGUACGUGAAUGUUAAGGUUGAUUAUAAUAUUGAACGGUUUUCGAUACGUCACAUCCUUCCAGUUCAGAUCUCAGCAAUAUGCUUUACAUAUAACAAAACCACUACAAAAAUACACAGCUAGUUAUGAAAAUCAACAACUUAUCCAUAAUGUAGCAAUAUUGUCUACUCUUGGACAGCAGUGAUAUUUGAAUGCUUUAAUUAGGGAUCUCUCCACCUGAGGUUAAACAAAAUGAUUUUGUAGUAUAGCAGUAGUGAAGGCAUCUUUGAAGCAAACCAGUUGAUUCCUUACUGCCAGCUAUCAUCAUCUGGAAAGAGAAGCAGUCUAAAUUGCUGGAGCUGUACUGUAGCCUGGCAGUUGCUACAGUCAUUUGAUUUAUUUUUAAAAUCAAUUUUAUAUGGUUUUGGGUUGAAGGGCUGCGUUUAAUGCUUGCUUCAAUAAUGUUUAAAUUCAUUUUAAAAUGUGUAGGGCAUUGGUGUACUAAUAAAAUAAACUUAAGUGGUGUUAUUUUUCAGUCUUUAUGGGUUAUGGUACAUAAAUACUAGACACCAGUCCUACAUCAAAAAAGUGGAAAGUCUGUAAAUCAGAAUAUACAGUUUAAAUGUGUACUGAACAUUAUUGCAAUAGUUCUGGCUUCUUAUGUUGGCUUUAAGCGCAAGACUUGUGGGGAAAGAUCAAGACCCUAUUCACAGGAAUAGUAUUGGAAUAAAUGAUUGGAGGAUGGAUCUCUUAUUUCACAGCUUGCACAAUUGUAAUAAAUAUGUACUUAAUAGUGUGGUAAAAAUUGGAGUGCCUGCCUAUUAAAAUACACUAAUCUGCUCUAGGAUGGGUAUUUAAUGUCUGCAGCACUAAUUACUGUACCUACAGUAAAUUUCAGGUAGAAACAUCAUCUUUAUUUUAAAGAACCACAUUAUUUCAUUGAUGCAGAGUGUUUAGUUAAGUCAGUCAUAUUUGGAGUAUAGUUAACAUAUAGUAUCUUCAGUCUUUGACUGUAGUCAAGGUAUCACACUAAACUUAAGUUAUCCAGAAUUGUAUUGACUGAAACCCAGUGUUGUCCUGAUCUUGACAGGCUGGACCUGCAUGAUGUGGCUUGGAUUUCUAACCCUGUUAUAAUCUAGUCUUUAUUGAUUGAGUCUCUAGUCAUGUGGGAAGAAAGGAAUUUAAAAGGUUGACUUGCCGAAAAGUGGUGUGAGUCGUGAGGUAGUAGUUAAAUUAUUCAAAGGAUGCUAACUUCCUUCCCAGAUUAAUUUAAGCGCAUAUAACUUUGGGAAACUUCUGAGUUGUUUUAUUUUCUUGCAGUAAUGUUCACAUUCUACUAGCUUUCCUGCUGUAGUGACUUGAGCAUUGUGAGCUGAAUGUGGGUGAGCCUUGGGGGAACUAAACAUCCAGUGGGUUUAAGAGUUUGUGCACAAGUUAAAUAGUUUUAUGGCUUUGAUAUAACUUCUGGCAUCUCCUUUAUUUUUAUAGCACAAGGGCAUUUAAAGUUAAGUGGAUGAGUCCCAGAUGCUCUCCUAACACACUUCUUAUUAGGAACUGUUUAACCCCUAUGCUUCAGGAGUUGGGAUUUCUGUACCCUAUGUAACAAACUCUCUGUUGUAUAAUUACAUUAAACAAACAAAUAAACAGGGAAUCCCAAUUCCCCAUGUUGCAAGAGCUGGGGAAGUUAAACACUAUAUAUUUUGAAGAACAGUUUCUUCAUUGGCCAAAGGUGGCAUUUGACUUUGAUUUUUCUGUACAAGAAGUAUAUCUAUUUUAUUGCACAAAGUCCAAAUUAAUAUUUGCUUUAAAACAGUGUGUGUGUGGUUAAACCCAGGCAUGAAGACUGCAAUUGCAAUUAAGCUAAAAUAGCCAUGGCUGCAUGUUUCAGCACUCCACCACUUGCGCUGUGGGCAGAAGGUAGUGUUUCAUGGCAUUGAUUCACUAUCGCUAAACAUUGUAAUGAAGGCCUCUCAUAUAUACUCCAGUUAAAUUACUGUGUCCAAGUAGCCUUAGCAAUUAACAUACUAGCAUGAGGCUUUUGUAUCUUGACACUAUAUGUGCAUAGACGGUAUCAGCUAGCCACUUAUUUGUACGUAAGAACUUCUCAAUCAUUCAGUUUUCCAGUUAUCAAACUGAAAUUUUUAGUAUGUGAAUUUUUGAACUGUACAGUGAAUAGGAUGUUGCACUGGUGGCAAUUCAUCACGGAGCAUAAUAAAAUUAAUUUGACCCAAAUA
Messenger RNA from Gavialis gangeticus (Gharial), 4074 nucleotides. RefSeq names its product Wiskott-Aldrich syndrome like (gene WASL). Gene Ontology annotation, molecular function: actin binding. The coding region runs from base 3 to 1397 and encodes 464 amino acids. Lineage: Eukaryota; Metazoa; Chordata; Crocodylia; Gavialidae. Gene Ontology annotation, biological process: actin filament organization. The record is from RefSeq and is a predicted model, not a curated record. The transcript is spliced from 10 exons.